Thunnus maccoyii (southern bluefin tuna) is the source of this 3562-nucleotide messenger RNA. RefSeq lists its product as uncharacterized. Lineage: Eukaryota; Metazoa; Chordata; Actinopteri; Scombriformes; Scombridae. The transcript is spliced from 7 exons. Gene Ontology annotation, molecular function: cell-cell adhesion mediator activity. The record is from RefSeq and is a predicted model, not a curated record. Bases 966 to 2090 code for a protein of 374 amino acids.
AUUUCACUGUUUUAUCAUGUAUGUAUUUAUCUUUUAUCAACACAUAGUCCUCUAAUGAGCUAAAAAGAAAAUGUACUUCAAGAAUACAGAGACGAGAAGGCAAUCGAUAAUUGUCCUAUCCAAUCCUACCUAAAGCCACUCAAUCCAAUCACUUCUUGCAUGAAAAUUUAAAUUGGAAUAACAACUCACAGGAAGAACAUAUUUUCUUCCAGUGUGAAUCUGUGCAGGAAUUCUGGCUUGAGUUGGCUUCAAUUUAAAGAUAUAUUGCUGCACCCUUUAAAUGUGAUGUGGAUUAAAGAUGGAGUAGCUACUUAUGGAGGAGAAAAACUUGGAUUUGUUGGUAAACAACUUGAUUUUAUUGGUUGAACACUUUAUUCAUAGAUAUAAAUAUUUAAAGGUUAAGCCUCAUAUCAAUAGAUGGAAGACAGAAUAACUAUUUCAAUUAAAACAUUUUUUUAGAUAAGUUUUUUUUAAGACAAUUUGCAUUCAUUUGAUGGCAUAUUAAAAUACAAACAUGUUACUUUGUAGCUAUAUAAAACGUCUCGGCUGUCAGGUUUUUAAAAAAGUGUUUUAAAUGCCCUAAUUUUUUUGUUUUGUUGUUGUCAAUCAGUUUCUUACUCUGAGCGAUAUACUCCCAGAUACAGGUUACACACCAUAUCUUCCGCUAGUUUUGGUUAAGUAAUCCCCACUGAGUGACACUAGAGGACGCUGUGACUCUAAUUCAAUCCGGUGAGUUGGAGUUUGGAGCUGCAGCCGGCUGGUGUGAGUUGGUGCGUAGAGUAGAAAACACUCGGGUGAGUAAAAAGAGUCUCUCGCUUGUGCUGGAGUGAUGUUUCCAAAGGCUGCUGGAUCACAGGGACGGGCGAGAUGUUGCUGAGGUAGAAUAUCCUCAAGUGUUGGCUUUUUACCUUUUACAUCACGACACAAGCAAAGUGCCACUCCUUCUUCUCCCUGUUAAAUGAGCAAUGAAGAUGAUGAUCCAGGCCUCCUGUAGGAAAGGUCUGCAGGUGUGUUUUCUCCUAGUGAUGGUAGGAAAACUACAGGGCAAGGUAACAGCACCAGAGCGUCUGGUAGCUCCAGUGGAGAAGCCUUUCACUCUGACCUGCAGUGUUACGAGGGAACGAGGUGAAUCUCUGAAGCAAGUGCUUUGGCUGGAUGUCCAGAACCAGACCCUGCUGAGCUACCAGCCAGGAAACAGAGACAGCAUAAGCGGACAGCAGCAUGUGGAGCUCGCCUCCUCCCCGAAGGACACCUCGGCCAUCACCAUCCGCAGGGUGAGCUUCCGAGACGAAGGCUGCUACACCUGCAUCUUUGACAUGCAUCCCACUGGCUCAAAGCAAGGACAGACAUGCCUCACUGUCACCUCACACGUCAGUGUUGACAGCAAUAAGACAGCAGUGAGCGGCAAGAGGGCCUCCCUCUCGUGCUCAUACGGUUUGCCUGAGAAGGUGCAGCAGAUCACGUGGAGACACACUUCUGCGCAGGGUGCCUCCUCAGAGGUGGCCUCCUUUGCAAAGCGGAGUGACCCCAUGAUAGAACCACAGUACCAGGGGAGGGUUUGGCUCAGCGCCUCCCUGUCCGACAGUCAGCUCACCAUCCAGCCUGUCGCUAUCCAGGAUGAAGGCUGCUACACCUGCCUGUACAACACACAUCCCGAUGGGCUGAAGAGCUCCACCGUGUGCCUCUCCACCUAUGUGCUGCCCAAACCUCAGGUGAGCUACAAGACCACCUCUCCAGGUGUGAUCGAAGCCAACUGCACCUCUUUGUCACGACCCCCAGCAGAGAUUGUGUGGAACGUGGAGAGGGAUAACCGCACCAUGGGCCCGCCUGUGACCACACAGCUCCCACAGGGCGACGGGACCACUCUGGUCAUCAGCACGCUGACUGUCCAAUCAGGGCUGCUGAAAGACGUGUCUGUCAAAUGCUUGGUGCAUCACAAAGGGCUUGAGUCACCGAUUGCUGUAUCCAUGAACACUAAAAUUGGGACGGCCCUCACCAUCCUGAUCUCAGUCACUACAGUGGCAGCUCUGUUGGUCAUGUCCCUCUGCUUCUGCCUUUGGAAGUGUUUCUUGCGCAAAGAAGCUGAUUAAUCUUUCAGAUGAGACCAGAGCCUGAAACGAAGAGGUAGUGGAACCCUGCAGAAUUGUUUUCCUGCAUCAUCAUCAUCAUCAUCAUCAUCACCAUCAUCAUCAUCAUCAUCUUGGUACAAAGGGAAGAUGUUCACACCUCUAUAGGAUGUCCAAUACAAUCCUACUUAUGAUCACCAACCGUACAACGACAUUCAUCUCCGCAUCUGUGUCUGACUCUUAUAUAAUCUCCAGGCUGUCCUCACAUGAAGUCAAUGAAGAAAUGUUGAGUGGAUGCUUUUUUUUUUCUCUCUCUGGUUCUGUAAUUGAUUCAGCUGACGGUCGCACAUUCCGCAACAAACAGCUAAGUCACUGUAUGGCAAAUUAAAGUGCAGUGAGUAUGCUUUUACAGUAUAUUACAUGUCCCUGACAUACUCCUGUUUGUUUCUGUCUUUUACCUGGUCUGUAAAUAACACAGCUAAUUGGCACUAUUAGCUUAUAUGGUUCUACUUCUCAGUCGAAGGCCUCCGUCACUUCUGUGUAUUUGUCAAAGCUGGGUGGGGUCUUGGGUAGCCUUCGGUAGAUCAAUUAAAAGGGCUGCAUACUUAUGUCUUGUUUGUGUAAUACCAACUGCAAACUUUUCUACAUGUUUCAGAGUGUGUGUUCUGAGAGAGAGAGAGAGAGAGAGAGUGUGUGUGUGUGUGUGUGUGUGUGUGUGUGUGUAUGCAUAUUUUUUCAGAGGUUAAAUUCCACAGUCAGAUAGCUUGAAUCAAUUCUCUGAGGAAGCAGCGCUGAAACCUCUGUGGUGCCUCUUAAAGGAAUGUGUGUCUUAUUGCCAGUCUACAUCGUUAAGUCCAGUGAGUUCACAUGUGUGUGUGUGUGUGUGCGUGUGUGUGUGUGUGUGUGUGUGUGAACUCAGGUUCAAAAUGACUUGAGAGCUGCAGGUUCAACACCUCGAAGAGCCAGUCUGCUCCUCUAAUUGUCCUUGAACAAAAACCUGAAGCCCUGCCUCCUCACUUUUACAUUGUCCUCGAUCAAAGUGGCACCUAAAUGCCUAAAACACAGUAUAAUGUAAAGAUGCUUCUUGAAUAUAUCAUGUUUGCAUGUGUACAGGGGCAUUUAAAAACUGCUUUAUGCCAAAAUAAUCUCUAUCAAAGCAUAUGAUUUGAACCUGUCAGUUAUUUUCUUUAUUUACAGUAGUAUCAAACUUCAAGCUCAGUGCUCAAUCAGGCACAUCACAUUUCCUCCCCAUUAACAUGAUUUUAGGUUUAGCCUUCCUCUGAGCACAGAGCUUAGCUUACAUUUGAUGCUGAAAUGUUUCAGAACUUUUUUUUUUUUUCAAAUAAAUGGAAAUGUGCCAAUUCACCCAGCCCUGUACAGAGCAACUGUAGUUCAGUUAAAAAUAAAGAAGAUAUGGAAAGGUACAUUAUUACCAACUAUGUAAAGCUGAUGUAAUAAAUACAACAAACAGAAUAAUAAAAAUAUUUUAAAAAAUA